This is a messenger RNA of Polyodon spathula (Mississippi paddlefish), 1986 nucleotides long. RefSeq names its product methylenetetrahydrofolate dehydrogenase (NADP+ dependent) 2, methenyltetrahydrofolate cyclohydrolase (gene mthfd2). Gene Ontology annotation, biological process: tetrahydrofolate interconversion. Lineage: Eukaryota; Metazoa; Chordata; Actinopteri; Acipenseriformes; Polyodontidae. Gene Ontology annotation, cellular component: mitochondrion. The coding region runs from base 13 to 969 and encodes 318 amino acids. Gene Ontology annotation, molecular function: methenyltetrahydrofolate cyclohydrolase activity; methylenetetrahydrofolate dehydrogenase (NADP+) activity; methylenetetrahydrofolate dehydrogenase (NAD+) activity. The transcript has 8 exons. The record is from RefSeq and is a predicted model, not a curated record.
CACGUCAGCAACAUGCUAGUACAUCUAUCCGCGGCCAGACACGAAGCCGUCGUGAUCUCCGGGAGGAAGUUGGCGCGGCAGAUCCGUCAGGAAGCCAAGAGCGACGUGGAGCAGUGGGUCUCCGAGGGCAACCGCCGGCCGCACCUGAGUGUGGUGCUCGUGGGAGACAACCCAGGGAGCCACUCCUACGUUCUGAACAAGACCAAGGCAGCCGCUGACGUGGGGAUCAGCAGUGAGACGAUCCUCAAGCCCGCCGAUAUCUCUGAGAAGGAGCUCCUGGAGCUGAUUGACAAGCUCAACAACGACAGCAACGUGGACGGGCUGCUGGUGCAGCUCCCCCUGCCUGAGCACAUCGAUGAGCGGAAGGUCUGUAACGCUGUGGUCCCUGGGAAGGACGUGGACGGGUUCCACGUGGUCAACGUGGGCAAGAUGUGUCUGGACCAGAGCGCCAUGCUGCCGGCCACACCCUCGGGGGUGUGGGAGAUCAUCAAGCGGACCGGGAUCCCCACGCUGGGGAAGAAUGUAGUGGUCGCUGGCCGCUCGAAGAACGUUGGGAUGCCCAUCGCCAUGCUGCUGCACACUGACGGCAGGCACGAGAGACCCGGAGGCGACGCCACUGUCACCAUCUCCCACAGAUACACGCCAAAGGACAAGCUGAGGCAGCACACUCAAAUCGCUGACAUCGUCGUAGCUGCAGCCGGUAUUCCAAACCUGAUCACUGCUGACAUGAUUAAGGAAGGGGCCGCGGUGAUCGAUGUCGGGAUCAACAGGGUUCAGGAUCCGAUUACUGGGAAACCCAAACUGGUCGGGGACGUUGAUUUCGAAGGAGUGAAGCGGAAAGCCAGUUUCAUCACUCCAGUCCCAGGAGGCGUGGGGCCCAUGACGGUGGCCAUGCUGAUGAAGAACACCAUCAUCGCAGCCAAGAAACUCCUGACAAAGCCAGCCGCCCUCGGCCUCACGGCUCCUUAACAAGAGAGACCCUGCACGCCGAGAGAGAGUGCGAGAGGACAGAGAUCAUAUCAGAGUUUAAAGCCUCACAUUCCCGGACCACCAAAACACUCCCACAUAGACCGACAGAAUUGCAAUAAUUUAUUAAUUAGAAUAUUUUUAUUGUGUGUUUUUUUUUUUUUUUUUUUUUUUUGAUCGUGUUUAUGUAGAGGGAGAGGAGUACAAAAGUCUUAAGUGUAGUCGGCUUUAAUGGUGCAAUUCCGUUCCACCUUAAAACGGAGUGCGCCGCUCACUUCGUGCAGAUGCCUGCUGCUCUUUCUUUAAAGCAACCAGGCUUUUCUUAAGGUGGAAAUGUCCCCCCCUCUCGCCCAUAUAUACAAAACCAAUUCCAGGCAUUAACUGUGUUUGCUGGGGGGAAUACAGUGGAGGAAUGUGGUUCGAUAGGUGUGGCUCAGCAGUAGGAAUUGAGCCAGAUAGUCAUAAAUCAAAUAAGGAUCACUUUACAGCGUACUUGUCUUGCCCCCUGCCCCCAUCCUAUUUUGAACUGUGUUUUCGUAAUAUCUCUACUGUGACCUGAGGGUUUGUUUUUAUGUAUUUAUUUUUUGUAUACCUUAACCUGUAAUAACUCUCUCGACUCUGCUACCAGGAAUAUUCACAAAUAUUUAUUUUUGAAGAUUAUGUUGCAAUAAAUUCAUAAUUCCUCCCCCCAGCCACAUUGGGGGGGUCAGACUGAAGAACAAAGUUUGGGUUUUAGUGCUUGUUGUCAGGGUGUAACUAAGAGCUACUAAAAGACUUUUUAUGAAGUUCACUUUAGUAUUUCUAAAUUCGGCCCCAUCGGUCAGUUUUAAAAGCUCCAGGUGAUUUUUUUUUUUACCUGCUCAGGUGUGCACGCGUGGCACGUUCCAGCUGCAAUCUGGGACUAAAAACUUUCCCGGGAAGACUUCACAACUAAAGUGGGUUUUUGUUUUGUUUUUUUUUUCUGACUUGCUUCAAUGCAACAUGAAAUCUGGAACCCAAAUAAACAGUAACUUAAUGACA